CAACCUCACCCCCACCCCAGGCGCGGCCCCUUUAAGACAGUCUCAGCCCUCGGGCGUCAUCACGUGAUCGACCCUUUGUCCGGACAUUCGGGCGGCGGAAGCAGCGGCGGAGAAAAAGUGGGUGAGAAGACACAGAGUGUCGGGUGUCCGCCCGGAGCUCCCGUGCCCUGACACAGGAUGGAUUUCUCCUCUCAUCACACUCGCCUCCUGCAGCAAUUGGAUGAUCAGCGGCAGAGAGAUCUAUUCUGCGACUGUAAUAUUCUAGUGGAGGGGAAGAUGUUUAAGGCUCACCGUAAUGUUCUGUUUGCUAGCAGUGGUUACUUCAAAAUGCUUCUGUCUCAAAGCUGCAAAGAUGUGGGACAGCCUACCACAGCCACCUUUGACGUCUUUUCUGCAGACACAUUUACUGCCAUACUUGAUUAUGUAUACUCUGGCAAGCUUCCUCUUUCGGGCCAAAAUGUUAUUGAAGUUAUGUCCGCAGCCAGUUAUCUGCAGAUGACUGAUGUGAUAAAUGUGUGCAAGAUGUUCAUUAAAUCUUCUUUGGAUAUCAAUGAGAAGGACAAGGAUGGUUUCUUCAGCCUGUCCGAUAAAGAUUCUGGCAGUAAUGGCUGUGGACUCUAUGCAGCAGGGUGGAGGACUGAAAACAGCCCAACACAUGCCCAUGAGGCAGCAGAACAUGGUGGAUUCAUUGCUGGAUACAAUUACCCACCUCCCAUCAUCUCCAGGUUGCAACGUCCAUUCAGCAAGCAUUCACGCAAACCAGAAUAUGUGCGUAAACACCGCAGACGUCUGAUGCCCGAGCCAUUGACUCAGGCUUCUAUUUCAUCUCUCCCAUUGGGUGACCUUGUUGGAGGUUCUGCAGAGUGCAUGAUGCAUGAUGAGGAGUCAAGAGAUUGUGCAACAAAUGAAGAGGAGUCCUCAUCUCAAGCUGCUAGACUGGGUUCUAAGGGAGAGGAAGAGGAUGAAGAGGCCUUAACACAUAGCUGGCCGGAUUCACCACAGAAUGUGGAAUCUGGAGACCAAGAUGUCAUGCCACAGAUUUCAAAGGCAGAUGAACUAUACAAGGCAAUGCCAACAAUCCUGGGUGUUUCUACUGGAUGGAGUGAAGAUGAUCUAAGCCCGGUUAGAUUUAAGUGCCCCUUUUGCACCCACACUGUAAAACGAAAAGCAGAUCUUAAACGGCACCUGCGCUGCCAUACGGGAGAGCGCCCAUACCCCUGCGAGGCUUGUGGCAAAAGAUUCACGCGCCUGGAGCAUCUAAGAAACCACUUCCAAACUAUCCAUGAAGCUGGUAAGCUCAUCUGUCGACGGUGCAAGCUCCCAGUGACAAACAUGACUGGUCGUGUUAUUCAAGAUGGGACUAGACGAUACCGUCUUUGUCACACAUGCCUAACAGAAGCUGGCUUGGACAAUGUGAGCUUUGAUUUUGGAGAUGACCAACCCCUCGUUUUGCCACCAGAGAGUGAGAGGGAGCAGGGCUGGAGUUUCAAAGAAGAUGGGAGAGAAGAGAAUGGGAGUGAUCAACCAGAAUCAGAUUUGGUCAUGCAUACAGUAGACAGUGAAGAGGAAGAAUCAAAAUCCAAAAUCAAAUGUGUAGUUGGCAUGUAGCUAUAAUGUUUCCCAUUGCUUUAAGCAUGUUGUGUUCUUGAAAACACUGAUCACUGACAGUAUUUUAUAGAAGUUCUUAUCUACAUGUUUUGCGUAUUUAACAGGAGAAAAAAAAAAAGCAUAUUUAGCUACUCAGCCUUGUUUAUGCCGAUGGUUGCCACAUUGGGUCAACAUUCCUCACAUAGAAACUUUGAUACUACUUCUAUGAUACUCUGUUAUCAAAUCUCUGUUUCCAGCAGAUGUGGAUAAAGAGAAUUUUUGUUGCCCAUCAUGGCAAAUAGAGUGUUAUAAAGGCAGAGCUCCAUUUCAUUAUGCUGUUGCAAUAUAUCUAUUUUUUUUUCUGUCAAAGUAAUUUAGCAGUUAGCUAGAACAAAGUUCACCAUUUCACAGUUGCAUUGGAAUGAAGGAUCACUUUAAAAAAAACAAAAAAACUUGUCAUUUUACAUUUCUCUUGUAAUUUUUUAUUUUUAAUUGAGGUAACUAGAUUACACACAGCGUAAGGUCUGCAAAUGAAGUCAAGCGAUAUUAAGAAAAGCUCCCUUGGUCAAGAUAAAUAGAGUAGGACAAUGCCAAGUAUUUCUUAGUUUCGAAAGAGCUGCACAACUACCUCAUUUCUGUUUACAUAGUAUAGAGAGAACAAACCCAAUGUGUAACAGCUAGAUCAGAAGAAAGUCGUUUGUUUAAGUUAACAACACUGUAUUAUAACUAGAUCAAGCGAAUAUAAACCACUGGAGCGGGUUGUUAUAUCAAUAAUGUGGAAAUAACUAAAAUACUAGAAAAUGGUUUCAUUAAACAGGAUAAAACCAAGAGGUAGCCCCCCUGCACCAGCGCUCCACAGUAGUAAUAUCCCUUUGCUGCAAGAACGCAGUCCAUCAGCCCUUUGGGGCCUUAAUCUGAUUCCCCGAUCAGGGAGCGAGAAUAAAGCCUGCCACAAGCUCUCUGUGGGCCAGUCAAAUUGCCAAGUGUUGCUAGAGAUCGCACAUUGCAAGCAUUUAAAGCCACAGCUGCAGAUACAACGGUUGUUUUCCGUUUAAUAGUGCCCUCGUACUCCAUUCCUUCAAGCACAGACUGUAACAGGAACUGGCAAAAAACUUUUUAUUGACCUCUCCAUGACAAGUGACAGUCAAGGUCGCCAGAUAGUCCCACAUAGUAGAGAUCCUCCAGGUGUUGUUGAAUGUGGACAGGGUGAACCACUGUCUGGGUUCCUGGUCCAGAUAGAGAGCAACUGAGAUGAGUUGGGGUUCAUGUCUGGAUAUGUGUUUCCAUUCAGCGUCCGUUGCAGAGUACAAUGCUUAUUUGCAGCCCUGCAUCCAGAUUGCCUUUGCAAAAGGAUGUGCAACAAAGAGGUAAGCUUAAGAGCGAGGACCUGGAUAACCCCCACCGGUCCGAGGGGGAUGACAGGAUACAAACAGAAUCUUGAAGAUCAAACCUCUUUAGGCCAGGAGAUCGACCACUUCUCCCACUUUCUGAGUGAGCUCACCAGCCAGACUAGACUGCAAUCCCUCAAGUUUCUCUCUCCUCUCAGAAUAGCUGCAACCCAGAUAUAAUCUGCUCCAAAUUAGUCACCAGAUGUACCCAUACUGCU
Molecule: messenger RNA, 3193 nt
Organism: Pelobates fuscus (common spadefoot toad)
Lineage: Eukaryota; Metazoa; Chordata; Amphibia; Anura; Pelobatidae
Product: zinc finger and BTB domain-containing protein 8A-like
Exons: 4
Coding region: 178-1608 (476 amino acids)
Biological process (GO): regulation of transcription by RNA polymerase II
Molecular function (GO): RNA polymerase II cis-regulatory region sequence-specific DNA binding; protein binding; DNA-binding transcription factor activity, RNA polymerase II-specific
Source: RefSeq, a predicted model, not a curated record